Molecule: messenger RNA, 2252 nt
Organism: Populus nigra (black poplar)
Lineage: Eukaryota; Viridiplantae; Streptophyta; Magnoliopsida; Malpighiales; Salicaceae
Product: acetolactate synthase 2, chloroplastic-like
Exons: 1
Coding region: 123-2117 (664 amino acids)
Biological process (GO): L-valine biosynthetic process
Cellular component (GO): acetolactate synthase complex
Molecular function (GO): acetolactate synthase activity; thiamine pyrophosphate binding; flavin adenine dinucleotide binding
Source: RefSeq, a predicted model, not a curated record
CCACCGUCCACAACCCUUUCAAACUUCCGACCUCUUUAAAUCACUCGCAAGUCACACGAUAGUAUUCCUCUCGCUCUGCCAGAAACUCUCUCGACGUCCUCUGUCUCUCUCUAUCUUCUGCCAUGUCCAAUAUGGCGGCGGUAGCAGCAGCCCCCUCUACCUCCACUGCACCAAUCUACAGACCCCCCUCCCCUUCCAAAGCCCCAUUACCCAUUUCCACACUCACACUCACCCUCCCUUCAACCUUUAACCACACAAAAACCCGCUCUCUCCACAUCUCCAACUCCCUCUCCAAACCCAUUUCUUCCACCGCAACAACUUCCUCCCCGACAACCGAGAAAUUCUCAUUUCCCAGAUUUGCCCCUGAUGAACCCCGAAAAGGCGCUGACAUCCUCGUAGAAGCUCUCGAACGCGAAGGUGUAACUGAUGUCUUCGCUUACCCUGGGGGGGCCUCCUUGGAGAUUCACCAAGCUCUCACAAGAUCUAAUAAAAUCCGAAAUGUCUUACCGCGCCACGAGCAAGGAGGUGUCUUCGCUGCUGAAGGCUACGCUCGUGCUUCAGGCUUGCCUGGCGUUUGUAUUGCAACGUCAGGUCCUGGCGCCACGAAUCUUGUGAGUGGAUUGGCUGACGCGCUGCUUGAUAGCGUCCCAAUAGUGGCCAUUACUGGCCAGGUUCCGCGGCGAAUGAUAGGCACUGAUGCGUUUCAAGAAACACCAAUUGUUGAGGUAACAAGGUCCAUUACCAAACAUAAUUAUUUGGUUCUUGAUGUUGAUGAUAUUCCUAGGAUUAUUAAGGAAGCUUUCUUUUUGGCUUCCUCGGGCAGGCCUGGCCCUGUUUUGAUUGAUGUUCCAAAGGAUAUACAGCAGCAAUUGGCUGUUCCUAAUUGGGAUGUGCCUAUGAAGUUGCCUGGUUACCUGUCGAGGUUGCCAAGGAAUCCGAAUGAGUUGCAUUUACAGCAGAUCGUGAGAUUGAUUUCGGAGAGUAAGAAGCCAGUUUUGUAUGUGGGUGGAGGGUGUUUGAAUUCGAGUGAGGAGUUGAGGAGGUUUGUUGAGUUGACGGGGAUUCCUGUCGCGAGUACUUUGAUGGGUCUAGGUGCAUUCCCUGUAGGGGAUGAGCUGUCUUUGCAAAUGCUUGGUAUGCAUGGAACAGUGUAUGCGAAUUAUGCUGUGGAUAAGAGUGAUUUGCUGCUUGCUUUUGGUGUGAGGUUUGAUGAUCGUGUGACAGGAAAGCUUGAGGCUUUUGCAAGUAGGGCAAAAAUUGUGCAUAUUGAUAUUGAUUCGGCUGAGAUUGGGAAGAACAAGCAGCCUCAUGUGUCGGUUUGUGGGGAUGUCAAGGUGGCUUUACAAAGGAUUAACAAGAUUUUGGAGAGCAGAGGUGCUAGAGCGAAAAUGGACUUUUGGAGAAGCAAUUCCUCCUCAGUAUGGAGAGAGGAGUUGAAUGAGCAGAAAGUGAAGUAUCCAUUGAGCUUUAAGACUUUUGGAGAAGCAAUUCCUCCUCAGUAUGCGAUUCAGGUUCUUGAUGAGUUGACUGAUGGGAAUGCGAUUAUAAGUACUGGGGUUGGGCAGCAUCAAAUGUGGGCUGCUCAGUUUUACAAGUAUAAGAGACCAAGGCAGUGGUUGACAUCAGGGGGGUUGGGGGCGAUGGGUUUUGGAUUGCCUGCUGCUAUUGGAGCUGCUGUUGCGAAUCCUGAUUCCAUUGUUGUGGACAUUGAUGGUGAUGGAAGCUUCAUUAUGAAUAUCCAAGAGUUAGCCACUAUUCGUGUGGAGAAUCUCCCUGUCAAGAUAAUGCUUCUGAACAAUCAGCAUUUGGGCAUGGUGGUCCAGUGGGAGGAUCGAUUCUACAAAGCUAACCGGGCUCACACAUAUUUGGGGAAUCCAUCGAACGAGUCUGAGAUUUUCCCCAAUAUGUUGAAGUUUGCAGAAGCUUGUGGAAUACCUGCUGCCCGCAUCACGAGAAAGGAUGAUCUUAGAGCAGCAAUUCAAAAAAUGUUGAACACUCCCGGGCCAUACUUAUUGGAUGUGAUUGUGCCCCACCAAGAACAUGUCUUGCCUAUGAUCCCAAGUGGAGGGGCUUUUAAAGAUGUGAUAACUGAGGGUGAUGGAAGAACGAAGUACUGAUCUUCCUCUGCAACAGAUAUGUUUUCAAAAAAUUAUAUGAAUGUUCUGUGUUAUUCCACGCUGUGUCUGUUAUGUGGACCUAUAUUUGAAUCUUGUGUUGAGAUUUUAUAUAUUAAAUAAAGGGGCACUUUUCAA